CAUAGAUCUGAUAAAGAGGUAUCAUAUUUCUACAGAUCUGAUGACUCCAAUAUAUAGAUCUUAGACAAAGAUGUUGGAUUAGAAGUUGGGGACCCCAAGUUUCUUCCUUCUUCUUUUUGAAAUUGAAGAAGUUGGCGGAGGUGACGGUGGAGCAGCAAAGCUGCCGGCGAAGGUCACACCGUAGAGCAGCGAUGAGACGACGAGAGGUAUCGGUGGAGCAUCAAGGCAGCCUUCUGAUACUAUCCGGUUGCUUGUGCGUAUUUUCUGGCAAGUAGGGAAGAGUGGGGGACCAAAGAAGUGAGGGGGUGGAGGGCAUUUUGGGAAAAUCAACUACAUUUACACUUUUUCUUAAUAUGCGUGCCCGGUCAAACCGGAAAGUUUAAUUUUGGACGGAGGGAGUAAGUGAUACACAAAUCUAGAUAUACACCCCCCUGCUUUAUUCUUUUUACUACUCGGCAAGCACUAAAUAUAUAGCCGUCAAGGCAAAAUGAAGGAGGCAAUAUAAAUAUCACAACAAUACUCAAAACUUCUAACCAUUGGAUUAGUUCACUAUUUUCAGAGCAAAAUGAAAGUGGGAGGUGUUGAGCUGGUCUUCAUUCCCGCCCCUGGAAUGGGCCACCUUUUCUCCGCCGUCGAAAUGGCAAAGCUCCUCCUACACAAAAACCGCCGUGACGAUCUCUCCAUCUCCCUCUUGAUCAUGAGAUCCCCUUUCGAUUCCAAAGUUAACUCUUACGUCGAAUCUCUUGCCACCGCCACAGACGACGGCCCAUCGCCGUCCAGAUUGAAGUUCGUGCUGCUCUCAGCUCCGGCCAUGAAUAGUGACCCCAAGAGGAAAAAUCCUUUCCGUUCCUUGAUCGAUUCUCACAGGCAGAGCGUGAGAGAUUGGAUUAACGAAUUCCGGACGAGUAGCUCCGGCCCCUCCUUCAAGCUCGGCGGCGUCGUUGUGGAUAUGUUUUGCGUGUCCAUGAUGGAAGUCGCCGACGAGUUCGGGAUUCCGAGUUACGUGUACUACACCUCCGGCGCAGCCUUCCUCGGCCUCCACCUCCAUCUCCAGAGCCUCAGAGACUGCUGCGGCGUGGACGUCACCGAGUUCAAAGAUUCCGAUCCAGAUCUGAAAGUGCCCACUUACACUAAAACUUUUCCGGUGAAGCUUCUGCCGGGAGUAAUUUUGGAAAAGGACGGAGGGUCGGACGUGUUUCUGGAUGUUGGGAAGCUAAUCAGAACGGCGAAGGGCAUAAUUGUAAACACAUUCUUCGAGCUUGAGGAACACGCGCUCGAGACCUUGUCCAAAGAGGAAUCGGAGCUCCCACCCUUGUACCCGGUGGGACCCGUUCUGAACCUGCAAAGCGAUAAGAUCGGAGAAUCGGAAGAGAUUUUCGGAUGGCUCGACAACCAACCGGAAUCCUCCGUUGUCUUCCUCUGCUUCGGAAGCGGCGGAAGUUUCCCGGAGCCGCAGGUGAAGGAGAUCGCUCGCGCGCUCGAGCGCAGCGGCCACCGGUUCCUGUGGGCCCUGAGGCGUCCUCCGGCCAAAGGAUCUUUCUACCCGGGAGACUACAGCAGCGUGGAGGAGGUCCUGCCGGAAGGAUUCACGGAGAGGACAAAAUCGACCGGGAAAGUGAUCGGAUGGGCGCCUCAGGCCGCCGUGCUGGCCCACGCAUCAGUGGGGGGAUUUGUGUCGCACUGCGGGUGGAAUUCGACCCUGGAGAGCGUCUGGUUCGGGGUUCCAAUGGCGACAUGGCCGAUUUACGCGGAGCAGCAGGCGAACGCGUUCGAAAUCGUGACGGAGAUCGGAACAGGAGUGGAACUCAAGAUGGACUACAAAAAGCCAAUGAUGGGGGAUCCAGAUCAGUUCCCGGAAACGGUGGAUGCGGAGACGAUAGAAGCCGGGAUCAGGAAGCUAAUGGACGACGGCCCUGCUGCGGCGGCGGCAAGGAAGAAGGCUAAAGAAAUGAAAGAGAAGAGCAGAAAGGCAUUAGAGGAGGGCGGGUCGUCCUCUAAGUUUCUCCAAGCUUUCGUUGACCAAGUCUUUAUCAACCAGUAACGAAUCGAAUGUACCAACACCAAUGGCGUCCUCGUUAUCUUUACCUUUCCAUAACCCAAACCCAAUUUGUCAUUUCCACAUGGUCCUUCAAAGGAAUAUUACCCCUUUCUAUUAUUUGAGAAUAAAUUUAUUUUGAAUCCAAAUAUUGUAACUCUUCAAAAAAAAAUAAUAAAAUUUCCUCAGUACAUAAAUUAUGCUUUUAUUCCACUUAUAAGAUUUCUAAUGUAAUAAUAUGAUUAGUAAUAU
This is a messenger RNA of Cuscuta campestris, 2287 nucleotides long. The record is from the annotation of a GenBank genome assembly. Lineage: Eukaryota; Viridiplantae; Streptophyta; Magnoliopsida; Solanales; Convolvulaceae.